AUGGAAAAACUAAAAAUUGAAUUAGAACGUGAGACUGCAGAGAAGAACGAGGCAUAUAAAAGAAUACAGGAGCUUGACGGCAAAGUUAACAGUGCUGCCAUUCUUCUUGAAGCUCACAAAAAAGUCUUGGAAAAACUUAAAGAGAUCGUCGAAAAAUCUGGUGGGAAGAUUCCUGAAGACUGUAAUGUUGAGCAUUUUGUCAAGAAUAGUACAAGUGCCCCACCGGAAAUUCCUAAUCUUGAAGCACAUGCUGGUCCGCCUCCCCCUUCUCCGUUAGCUGGAUUACUUACUUCUGGAGUACCACCACCUCCUAGCGGACCAUCACCACCACAACCUUUAUCAGGAGUGCCACCAUCACCUCCACCUUUCGGGGGUGCAAUACCAGGUCCACUACCUCCCCCAGGUGCCCCUGGCCUACCAGGCGCAUUACAGGGAAAGGGAAAGAGAAAUGUACCAAAGCCUUCGCAACCUUUGAAAUCAUUUAACUGGUCAAAACUGCCUGAUACCAAAAUAAAAGGAACAGUUUGGACGGUAAUAGACGACUCGAAGAUUCAUGAAAUCAUGGAUUUUAACGACUUUGAUCGCAUGUUCUCGGCAUAUCAAAAAUCUAAAAAUGACCAGAAAGACGGUGGUGCAGAAGCUUGUGUGGCUCCGGAAACAAAUGGCAAAGAAUUGUCAUUCGUAGAUAGUAGAAAAGCCGAGAACUGUCAAAUUUUGUUAUCAAAACUGAAAACUUCUAACGAACAGUUUGCGCGAGCUGUUCUCACCAUGGAUAGGGAUGGCGAAUUAUCUGUUGAAAUGCUUGAACAGCUCUUAAAGCUCGUACCCACUACCCAAGAAAAAAAUCUGCUCGAUGAUCAUAGUAAGGAGAAAGAACAGUUUGCCAAAGCAGACAGAUUUUUAUACGAAAUGUCCAAAAUCAACCGUUACGAACAACGAUUGGCAACUUUGUUUUACGUCAAACGUUUCCCAGAACGAAUGGGCGAUAUAAAACAAAAGUUAAAAGCUGUGAUAGAAGCGUCUAAGCAAGUGUUCCGCAGCAGAAAAUUCCGUGAUUUACUGGAAGUUGUAUUGGCCUUUGGGAAUUAUAUGAAUCGUGGAGAAAGAGGAAACGCUACAGCGUUUAAAAUUGCCAGUAUCAAUAAGAUCAUGGACACAAAAUCGAGUUCGAACAGCAAAAUUAAUCUUUUAGAUUACUUGGUCAUGCUUUUGGAUCAAAAGUUUCCGGCCGUACUGCAGCUUGAGGAAGAAAUGGGAGAUGUUAGGACAGCUGCUAAUGUCAGUCUUCUAGAGUUACAAAAAGACGUAAAGAAAUUCAAAAUAGAACUCAAAACAGUUGAAAAGGAGUAUGAUUAUCAGUGUAAAAAUAAGGAUAAAUUAUCUGGUGAUAAUUUCGUUAAAGAAACUGGAACUUUUCUCACAGCUGCACGAGCGUCGUUCAAUGAACUUGAUGAUUCCUUGAAGGAGAUGAAAACAAGAUACGAGAAAUCUGUUUCGGCGUUUGGUGAACAACCGAAGACCAUUACCUCGAAAAAUUUCUUUGGCAUUUUUUACACGUUUUUAGUAUCUUUUGCCGUAAGUCUCUUUUUGUUGUUUUAGUUCUGUUCAACGCAUGCGCAGUAGAUAUAAAAUAACGUUAAAUUGACAGAACUGAGGCGAAGAAUGAGA
Molecule: messenger RNA, 1668 nt
Organism: Xenia sp. Carnegie-2017
Lineage: Eukaryota; Metazoa; Cnidaria; Anthozoa; Malacalcyonacea; Xeniidae
Product: disheveled-associated activator of morphogenesis 1-like
Exons: 14
Coding region: 1-1599 (532 amino acids)
Biological process (GO): actin nucleation
Cellular component (GO): actin filament
Molecular function (GO): microtubule binding
Source: RefSeq, a predicted model, not a curated record